AUGUCCACUCCCCAUUCCGGGUCGACCAUCAGCUUCGACCCGCUCAAUCGAGAAGGAGCCUGCGCUCCGUCGCCAAACUCUCACAGGUACUCCGACCCGUUUGCGGACGAGGAGGAUUUGCAGCCUCCGGCCCCUGCCACGACCCAGGAUCAUUUACCCAUGCCCGUUCACAUCCGCGGAUUCAAGCCUCGUCUCCAGUAUUACAAUUACGACUCUGUCUCCGAGUCGGAUGUCUCAGUCAACGUCCAACCUCCGGAUCGCCUUUCGCAGCAGACUACUACCAUGGGCUCCAAUCUCUCGUUGAGCGGUGAAGCCGACCACCCGCCUCUGUCGCCGAUGUCCGACGUGUCCUCUGGCACUUUUGGUCCGCGGACAUUUGGGCGGGAGCGGCUCUAG
Cutaneotrichosporon cavernicola is the source of this 396-nucleotide messenger RNA. RefSeq lists its product as uncharacterized. The transcript has a single exon. Lineage: Eukaryota; Fungi; Basidiomycota; Tremellomycetes; Trichosporonales; Trichosporonaceae. The record is from RefSeq and is a predicted model, not a curated record. Bases 1 to 396 code for a protein of 131 amino acids.